AUGGAGGAGGAGGGCAAGAAGGGCAAGAAGCAGCCUGGAAUAGUGUCCCCUUUCAAACGCGUCUUCCUGAAAGGUGAAAAGGGUCGGGAUAAAAAGGCCCAGGAAAAGGUUACGGAAAGACGACCUCUUCAUACAGUACUGCUGUCCUUGCCUGAUCGAGUUGAACCAGACAUAUUGUUGAAUGACUACAUUGAAAAGGAAGUCAAGUAUUUAGGCCAACUAACAUCCAUCCCAGGGUACCUGAAUCCCUCCAGUCGUACUGAAAUAUUGCAUUUAAUAGACAAUGCAAAGAGGGCACAUCAGCUCCCAGGGCAGCUGACCCAGGAACAUGAUGCUGUGAUUAGUCUGUCUGCCUACAACGUCAAGCUGGUGUGGCGGGAUGGAGAGGAUAUCAUACUCAGGGUCCCCAUCCAUGACAUCGCAUCUGUGUCAUACAUCCGCGAUGACUCCUCACACCUGGUAGUGCUGAAAACAGCUCAGGACCCUGGGAUUUCCCCAAGCCAGAGUCUUUGUGCAGAGAGCUCCAAAGCACUUACUUCAGGCUCGCUGUCCGAGAGUGGCGUGGUACCUGUCGAAGCUUGUUGUUUGGUGGUCCUGGCUACAGAGAACAAAGUAACUGCAGAGGAACUCUGCUCACUUCUCAGCCAAGUCUUCCAGAUCGUUUACACUGAGUCCACAAUAGACUUCUUAGAUAGAGCAAUAUUUGAUGGGGCCUCCACACCAACGCGCCAUAUGUCCCUACACAGUGAUGACUCUUCAACAAAAGUGGACAUUAAAGAAGCUUACGAAACCGAAGCAAGCACUUUCUCCUUUCCGGAAUCUUUGGAUACAGGCGGCAACUCGCCCUCUUCCUUCUCAACGCCUCAGUCGCCCCACGUUAAGACAGUCAGUGAAAGCGAGCUGAGCACCACGGCAACGGAGCUGCUCCAGGACUACAUGAUGACGCUAAGAACCAAACUCUCUUCCCAAGAGAUCCAGCAGUUUGCAAUGCUCCUGCACGAAUAUCGCAAUGGGGCUUCAAUACAUGAAUUCUGCAUCAACCUGAGACAGCUCUAUGGGGACAGUAGGAAAUUCCUGUUACUAGGCCUUAGACCGUUCAUUCCUGAAAAGGACAGCCAACACUUUGAGAACUUCCUAGAAACCAUCGGGGUGAAGGAUGGCCGGGGAAUUAUCACAGACAGUUUCGGGAGGUACAGACGGACUCUGAGCACUACCUCCAAUUCAACGACCAAUGGGAAUGGAGCUGCGGGGAGCUCGGAUGACCAGUCUGCCCCUUCCGAGGGAGACGAGUGGGACCGAAUGAUCUCUGACAUAAGCAACGACAUUGAAGCUCUUGGAUGCAGCAUGGACCAGGAUUCAUCAUGAGACACAGCUGCGGGAGGGAGGAUGAGAAGACAGCUCCUUUCAAAGGGGCUUUAUUGUUCUUUCACCCCCAUGUAGCGAUUGCAGCAACGUUUGCUGCUGUCUUCCUGACCUUCCAGUCUGAAAGAGGCUCCAAGGAUGAGUUGGGAUGUGAUUAUUUUCCCCCCUUGUCAAUGGCUUCACUGGUGCCCAUUUUGUGAUGGUGGCUGGUGCCCUCUUACUGUGAAGGCAUGUGUGUGUCUUCGUGCAGGUGAGCGUGCUGUGUGAGAGUAACCCGGGUUGAGUGAUGGAACCGGAGUCCCUUCCUCUGACUUCUUACAACUCUCUUUGGUUUUGUGUUUUCUUUGCUGUCGUCGCUCUGGAGUGAUGCAACGAAGCUGGGGCAAGAAACUUGCAUUGAGCAGUAACAGCUCGCUGGGACCCGAUGGCGGGUUUACAGUUUUGCACAUGAUAUUCCUAUUGUAACUCAGACUUUUUUUUUUUUUAAAUGAAGUUUACCACAAUGUGAAUAAUUUAAACCUAUUGUUGGUGUUGUCGAAACAUUUCUAAUCCGAACCUGAAGGCUGUCUGCUGCAAUACUGACAUGAUUGUUUUGUAGCGAAGGCCAACGUGGGCUGCUCUUCAUUGGUCACAGAGGGAACUCUGCAAAUGUGACCUCUGGGCUGUCCCCUUGCAGGAGGGGAGUUGCUUGGCGUGGGUAACCUUGGCCUUUCGCCUCUAGCACUCUGGUUCAAAUUCAGCCCAUAGUGCAGAGUGGGGCAUGAGUGUUGGCGCAUUUAGCGCUGUCCUAGUGGACAGUCUAGGUCGAAAACCAGUCCUGCCAUUCAGCAUGGCUGGCAGUCUUUGCUCAGGAAAAGCCUAGGACCUGAGGGAAAUAGGAGAUGGAACCGCAUUUUUACCUCUAGCAAAGUCAUUGGUUGGGCUAGCGUGCGUGCGUGAGUGUGUGUGUGUGUGUGGUGAGCGCUCCUGUUGUGGCUCUGUGCGCUCUCUGGCCUGGGGCUACAUGGAUUCACGUUUCCAGUGCUGCUAGCCCCUUAACCUUCACAAGCACAACUGUUCAUUCAGUAAAACCCGAUCUCAAUCCCAGUCCAGCACAAGUAGACGGGACCGGUUUCCUGCUGCUCCCCAGAGGGCGCCAUGGUGCAUAUAUACCUCCCCAGCACCCAUAGCAUCUGUCCCUGCAAGGUGCUUGGGCACCUCCUGCAGGCCUGACGCUGUUAAGGAGUUCAGGGCUCUGAGCAUCUAGCAGGAUUGACUCCAACAGAUGGCGGUGAAUUCAGACAGGAAGUGACAGUAAAUUUGUUCUAUUGCUUAGAAUUUCCCCUUUAAGGUUACAAUAACCAGGAAAUUCUCAGUCAGGCUGAGUUCAACAUCAGUAGCUAUUUGCAUGGGGAGUGGAUUUUGGUCACCCUUGAAGGGUGAGAUGGUAACAAGUUAAACUGAUAAAGUAAACUUUCUAUGAAAUUAGCCAUGGAAUGGAUGUAUAGAUAUCUAAUGUAUAGGUUGUAUAUAUUAUACAGGCAAUUAUAAAUACACUUAUUUUUUGUAUCUGUAUUCCAUGUAUAUCUAUACUGGCCGCUAUAACUGACCUUCAAAGGAACAUUUGGUUGAUACUUCAGCCCUUUCAGUAGCAAAACCCUAUUUGUUCAUGGACUCCAGGGGUUUCUUUCUUCACUCUUUUUUUGAUAUAACUGAAAGUAAAUUAAAAUCCCGUACUGGUAGCUGGGCAUGUUAGUUUGUCAAGAAUAGGACAUCAAACAGAGCUGGCAUUCUGUUCCCACGCGUACUUCCACUGAAACAAGAGAGAUCCAAAGUCUGUUUUUCUGUGCUCAAUACAGGACCCUGUGGCACAGUCAUACACUGACCUGGCUGAGGGAUCUCCUCCUCUUCAAGACAUCAGUUAACUUCACCUGGUUGCAGCAUGCGGUUCUCCUUACCUACAGUGCUGUAGGCCCGAAACUUCACUGGAAUUCUUUACAUCUUCAGUAACAUCUACUGCCUGAUACAAAGGAAAAUGCCCAUAGUUCAUUUUUAUUUUUAGAUAAUAUUCUUAGUCAUUCCUUGUACCUCAAUGUUGGUGAAAUUAAAAGAGAGGAUCCUAGGAUGACUAUUUUAAAACCAAAAACCCAAAGGAAAAGCCAUCCACGGUUCAUAUUGAAAUAUGGAUGGUUCAAAAUUUCAUUUUUUUCCGAGCGAGAAUGGUACUGUCCGGUGAAACCAGACUUAAGUGACUAACAGGGAAUCGACAAAAAGCAGUGGCUGAAUGAAGGGGACUUUUGAUAAGAACAGAACUGUGCAUGGAGAAUUUGAGGAUACUUUGGUGUGGUCUCCUAAGAGAGGAAGCUGCUCAAGGAUGGGAUCUGGUAGGGACUCCUUACAUACCCAAUGUUUGCUUGCUCUUUUAAAAAACCCCUUCGGCAGAGCAAAAACCACAAAUGCAUUGGUGAGAGUUUUUUGCUGCUGAAGUUCCCCGACUGUCUAGCCUCACCAUGGAAAAAGACAGUCAAGCACCACAGAGGUUAUUUUUGCUUUCUAAUCAUGUGAUAAACACACACAGUUCUUCCUGCAAAACAAGCCUGUGGCUCUAAAAGAUCAUGGCCCUAGACACUAGAUGGAAACCGUUCUCAAUCAGCUUGUCCAUCCAAUGUUCCCCAAGUAUGUUUUGAUGAUUUUUGUCUAGUCCAGUAUUCAGUGAUAUCCCAACUGAUAUCCAUUAUUGUUCCAGCACUCCCAAGACACUUCUCCCCACCAUUAGCAAGUGUUCCCUGAUUCAGCUAAUUUCCCCCUGCCCCUUCCCCCAUUUGUUUCCUGUUA
This is a messenger RNA of Emys orbicularis (European pond turtle), 4176 nucleotides long. It is a transcript of the gene CCM2, whose product is annotated as CCM2 scaffold protein. Gene Ontology annotation, biological process: vasculogenesis; heart development. NCBI's taxonomy places the organism in Eukaryota, Metazoa, Chordata, Testudines, Emydidae. Bases 1 to 1365 code for a protein of 454 amino acids. The record is from RefSeq and is a predicted model, not a curated record. The transcript is spliced from 10 exons.